This is a messenger RNA of Rhincodon typus (whale shark), 3042 nucleotides long. RefSeq names its product acetoacetyl-CoA synthetase (gene aacs). Gene Ontology annotation, biological process: lipid metabolic process; positive regulation of insulin secretion. Gene Ontology annotation, molecular function: acetoacetate-CoA ligase activity. Gene Ontology annotation, cellular component: cytosol. Lineage: Eukaryota; Metazoa; Chordata; Chondrichthyes; Orectolobiformes; Rhincodontidae. The record is from RefSeq and is a predicted model, not a curated record. The transcript has 14 exons. Bases 430 to 1893 code for a protein of 487 amino acids.
UAGUCUAUUCAUAACAGCAGGGAAGAAGCUAUUCUCGAACCUGCUGGUGCGUAUGUUCAAGCUUCUGUACCUUCUGCCUGACGGAAGAGGUUGUAGGAGAGCAUUACCAGGGUGCAAUGGGUCUUUGAAGUUGGCAGCCUUCCCACAGGACUGUCCCCAACAAACACUUCUGCAGUACAUGUUUCUUAUCUGUCUGGCUCAGUCAUUGAGCUGGUGGGUGAGUUUGGCGAAGAAGAGGAAUUUCUGGACUGAGCUAGAAUACAGACUUGCUGUGGAGGAAAGCACCUGAUUCAGUGAAGAGAAGCUAGGACUACUGGGGUCUGGGUAUCUGGGAUUUAGGAGAGGUUGGGAAGGAAAUCCUGUCGACCCUGGUCCUGUCUAACAGGUACAAUAUAUCUACUUGAAGAAAGACUGCAUGGAUGAACCACAAUGCAGACCAAGGGUGUACUGGAUAGAAUCUCUCAAAUCCAGCCCAAACUCAUUUUUUCAGUUGAAGCAGUUAUUUACAAUGGUAAAGAACACGAUCACAUGGAGAAGCUGCAGAAUGUAGUGAAAGGUUUACCAGACUUGAAGAAGGUUAUAGUAAUUCCAUACGUACGAUCAAAAGAGACCAUAGACCUUUCCAGGAUACCAAACAGCGUGUUUCUGAAUGAUUUCCUUUCCACUGGUAAGGAAGGAGACCAUGGUCCACAGCUGGAGUUUGAGCAGCUGCCAUUCAACCAUCCACUCUUUAUCAUGUAUUCUUCAGGCACAACAGGGGCACCGAAAUGCAUGGUACAUUCAGCUGGGGGCACGCUCAUCCAACAUCUAAAGGAGCACAUUCUCCAUGGCAACAUGAGCAGCAAUGAUGUCAUUAUCUACUACUCUACAACUGGCUGGAUGAUGUGGAACUGGCUUGUAUCAGCUCUUGCUACAGGAGCCUCCAUCGUCCUGUAUGAUGGCUCUCCACUUGUUCCUUCUCCAAAUGUGCUGUGGGACUUGGUUGACAAGCUGGGAAUUACUAUACUUGGAACUGGUGCAAAAUGGUUGGCUGUUUUAGAAGAAAAAAAUCUGAAACCAGGCGAAACUCACAGUCUGCAGACUCUACAUACCAUUCUGUCAACUGGGUCUCCUCUCAAACCUCUAACGUAUGAUUAUGUCUACAAACACAUCAAGAACACUGUCCUGCUAGGAUCAAUCACAGGUGGUACAGACAUCAUUUCAUGUUUCAUGGGCCAGAACUUCACCAUCCCAGUCUACAGAGGAGAGAUACAAGCAAGAAAUCUAGGAAUGGGUGUGGAAGUUUGGAAUGACGAAAGGAAAGUUCUGUGGGGGGAAAGUGGAGAGCUGGUGUGCACUAUACCCGUUCCGUGUCAGCCUACACAUUUCUGGAAUGAUGAAAGUGGCAUCAAAUACCACAAGGCAUACUUUGCUAAAUUCCCAGGUGUUUGGGCCCAUGGUGACUAUGCCAAGAUAAACCCAAAGACUGGAGGAAUUGUAAUGCUUGGCCGAAGUGAUGGCACUUUGAAUCCAAAUGGAGUGAGAUUUGGAAGCUCUGAAAUCUACCACAUUGUUGAAGCCUUUGAGGAGGUGAUGGACAGUCUGUGUGUCCCACAGUACAACAAGGAUCGUGAAGAAAGAGUCAUUCUUUUCUUGAAAAUGGCCAACAAUCAGGUUUUUACAGCAGAUCUGGUGAAGAGGAUACGAUAUGCCAUUCGAGUGGCUUUAUCAGCUAGACAUGUACCUGCCUUUAUCCUGGAAACUAAAGAUAUUCCAUACACUAUUAGUGGAAAGAAGGUGGAAGUGGCAGUGAAGCAGGUUAUCGCUGGCAAGGAUGUGAAGCAGCGGAGUGCCUUCUCAAAUCCAGAUUCUCUCGACCUUUACAAGAACAUUCCUGAACUCCAGAACUUCUGAAUGUUUUAUGUAUUUAUGUGCAAAGUAACUUCUAUUUAACAGAAUAGCAGUGUCACAGGAAAGAGGUUUAAUGCAGUUUUAUGUUUGAUUAUGUUUUUCUAUGCUCCUUUAGUAUAGAAUAUACUUUUAAACCUAAACUGACAAUAGUACAGUCUAAUAUAGCAGCUUUAUACAAACCUGACAUUUGAAACAUUGACAGGAUCUGGUGUAACACAGAUGUUACUCUCCAUUGGAAUAAAUGGAAUGUAAUUUUGUGUAAGGUGUAAAACCAGCAUUCCACCCAAGCAUGCAGAAUUCCAGGGUAUCAUUUCCUGAUUCAGACAGUCACCCGUUCGAUGCAGACGUUUGCUUUAGAAACAGACUUUCUUGGAAUGUGAGUAAUCCUUUACAGACAUGAAAUGUAACAAAGGCCGACAAAGAGACCAAGAUGCUGUAACUUAUAUUUGAUCUUUUAAGUUAAUUUGAACUUAAUGGAUAAACUUUUUUAUUGAGCAUCAAAUUAUUAAUAUCAUGAAUAGAAUGUUUUGUUUAACUGUACUGGUGUUAUGUGACCUUUUUAAUGGAAAUAAUUUCAUACUGUAAAGCACAGUAGACUUGCACUACAAAUUUUUAUGUUGCAUGCCAUUUGUUUCAUUGUGUACGAUCUCUGUAGCACAAUGCAAGGCUGCUUUUAGUUUGGAGGGCAUGGUUUAUCUGGGAGAAAAAUGUUAAUUUAACUCUGCGAUGGCCUCAGCAAACAAUGUGAAAAUGAAGUAUAGCACAUCAGUAAUGUCCUUGGUUUUGCCUUUUAACAUUGGGAAGUUCAGAAUAUGUUUGAAAAAUGUCUGCUUGUUUGUGUCUCAUUAGAAUAUUUCCUCAUGCAAAACAACAGGGGCUGUGCUGGGCUUGAAUUCAGGGUCCCCACAUUGUUAAAGAUGAGCUUACUUUUGGAAUGCCAUAGGCAGUAGAGCUUGUUUGUAUUGUACAUUUUUGUAUUGCUUGUUUGUAUUGGUGCAUGAUCUUCUAAAAUUUGCAAGUCUGUCCAUCUCCAUGGCUACAAUUCCAAUAAUCGAUGUACACAAUGCAUUUUAUAUUAGCUGCAUAUGUUUUAAGUAUGAACCCCUGUAAAUUGUACGUUCCUUUGAAAAUAAAAUUUAAUAUUACAAUCCA